Molecule: messenger RNA, 2696 nt
Organism: Cloeon dipterum
Lineage: Eukaryota; Metazoa; Arthropoda; Insecta; Ephemeroptera; Baetidae
Product: regulator of microtubule dynamics protein 1-like
Exons: 6
Coding region: 71-955 (294 amino acids)
Cellular component (GO): mitochondrion; mitotic spindle pole; spindle microtubule
Molecular function (GO): microtubule binding
Source: RefSeq, a predicted model, not a curated record
UGCACACAUAACACAGUGACUGUCAAAUCAAGAAGUGAGACGAGACUGCAGACGUGCCGCCGAUCAGGUCAUGAUUUUGAGACACUUGCGAGGCGCUUUUGCCCACGUUUUUCGACAGUAUCGCAGCCAAGUCAAUGCGGCAAAAAAUAUCCCGGCCCUAUUCUCGGCCUUUCUUGGUGCUGGCCGAAAUAAGAAUUUGCUGCUCUGGAUUCCGACUGUGACAACGGUGCACACUUUCAGCUGGUCGAGGCAGCAGUCCAACGAGCCAAAUAUUAAGGCACUCGACGAACUCUUCGACCAGAAUAAAUUCGAGGAAAUCUGCCAACGACUUGCUCCACACAAAGACGGAGACAAUGUGGAAUUCCUCUGGAGGUACGCCAGGGCCCUGUACAAGCGUUCGAAGGUGGCUGCAAACGAAACCGAUAAGAAGAACCUGGUGUAUGAGGCUUUUGCGGUAGUCGAGAGGGCGUUGCAGCGAGGCGCAAAGGUCUCCCCGGUGCACAAGUGGUACAGCAUCUUGCUCGACGCCAAGAGCCACUUUGAGGGCACCAAAGCCAGAAUCACCGUCACUGAAAAAGUCAAGGAGCACAUGCUUAAAGCCGUGGAGCUCGAUCCAAAAGACUCAACAACGCUGUACAUGCUUGGCCUGUGGUGCUACGAAGUGACAGUCCUGCCCUGGUACCAAAGGAAAAUCGCCUCAACCAUUUUUGCCAAGCCCCCUGAUUCCUCGUACGAGGAGGCCCUUUCGUUCUGCGAGCGAGCAGAGAAAAUAUCUCCAAACUUUUACAGCCUGAAUCUCCUUCUCAUUGGCAAGAUAUACGACAAACUAGGCCAGAAGGACAAGGCUGUUGAAUUUUUGAAAAGAGCUAGAGACUAUAUUCCGCUGACUGAUGAUGAUAUUAAUGCCACUAAGGAAGCCAAGGAGAUCCUCACCAGCAUGGGAGUGAAAAACUGAAGAGACAAUCUAUAAAGUUUAAAUAAAUCUGCAUGUGAUGUUUUAUGUGCUAGAAAGAACCAAGAAGCUGCUGCACUUAGCCAAAGGACCACGUUCAAAAUCAAUCAAUCAAUCAAUCAAUCUCCCAAUUUAAUUCCUCAGACGCACACCACACACAAACCAUUACCGCAACCAGUUUGUUCUGAAGGUGUGUAUAGCUAACGUAUAGAGAUAUUUUAAAUGUAUUUGGGAGACGGAAGAAAUCACAGUUUAUAGAGAAAUUGGUGCCAGAUUCGCGUCAGAUCAGGAAUUGGGCGGCCUUUUGCUCCCUGUAAAAGUGUCACGAGUGUUUUUCCACUCUGAAACGCUAAUUUUAACACAGUAUUUUCGGAGGUUUAAUUCCGUAAGCGCUGAACCCCAGGAGACGCCGUACUUGCGCGAAUCUGGUUACCACGGUUAUAGUUUAUAAAUUUAUAAUAAUUAGUAGAGAUCAGGUUGAUGUCUGUGUUUGGAACCUUGAGACAGGACUUCAUUAUUUUUUGCUCUAUUUUUUGUUGGUUCUUGGGAAUUUUAUUUCAUUAAACAAUUAAAUUAUAUUGUUCUCUAACUAUAUAAGCUCUGCAAAAGACUCUUAUAGUUUUACACAAAUCCGUUGCUAAAAUGAAUUUUUAGCUGUUUUUAUAAAAGCUCUUAAAAAUUUUGUUGUAAAGUUAAAAUUACGCAUCGCUCAACAAACAAACAACCAAAUUUUCCCUGUUGGUUUGAAUGUUGCCCUUUCCUUGCAAUUAGGAAAUUCGUGAUUUUUUUCAGUUAUGCGCAUUUUUCCGCUACCUAGACAAAUUCAAAGUUUUAAUUUGGUCCUCAGAAUGAGUUAAAGAAAAAUCGCAUCUCUGAGCGACAAUUGUAACCAGAUAACCUGACUAAAACAGCUAUAAUUUAUUUAUCUUUAAUUCCCAAAUUAAGAAACAGUUCCAAAUUUUUAUUAUUUAUUGAGUAGGCAGACUGAUUAGAAGGCUCAAAAGGUGCCAUAAACUCUAUUUAGAUGAGAUGGAAGUGUUUUUUUUUAAAGAGUGACUGCAAGCCCCUGCAAAAUCCUCGUCAACCAUAAAAAACCCUAACUAAAAAAUUGACACUAAAUUUUUAAGCAAAUUUUCUGUAAUGUUAGCAUAUUAUUUUCUGAAUGGUGAGGCCUGUCUCUGCACUUGAAUUCUUAUUUUAUUUCCCAAAAAAGUGGCAAACAGUUGGAAUGAAAUAAAUGGAAAUCAUAGCCAAGAAAAUAAUAUAGCCAACAAUUUUAAUUGAUGAAUUUGUUCUAUUGUUACCCUGUUUACCACUUUAAGUUGGUUUUAGUUUAUUUUGUUUGCACGUAACAAUCGAUUGUCUCAAGUUCCAAACCUUGUUGAUUCCUUGUUGCUCGCAGUUAUAAUUAAUUGUUGAUUUAUUUGAGUUGUUAAAAUGGUGAUUUUAAAAUAAGCUCUCUUAAAUUCAAGCCAAUCUUGUGAAUCUAUUUUAAUUAGUUUUAAUACUAUUUUGGGAGGUGAAAGUGGAAAAUUCAAUUAUUUGGUGAUUUUUUUUGUAGGACUGAAGAACUUUUUAUGCUUUCUUUAUCAAGACAUGUUUUUAAUUUUCAUGACCAGUUCGAUCAAACCUUAAUUAUUGUGUUAAGUUUUAUUAAUGUUUUAUUUUGAAGUCUGUAUUUGCCGCGAAUCAUCUAUUUAAUAAAAGCAUAACAAUGAUGUAUGUCCGGAGAACACCCACAAAA